This is a messenger RNA of Gastrolobium bilobum, 853 nucleotides long. Its product is annotated as translocator protein homolog. Lineage: Eukaryota; Viridiplantae; Streptophyta; Magnoliopsida; Fabales; Fabaceae. The transcript has a single exon. The record is from RefSeq and is a predicted model, not a curated record. Gene Ontology annotation, cellular component: membrane. Bases 87 to 686 code for a protein of 199 amino acids.
UCCUCCGCUUCCUCCCCAACACUCACUUUCUCUUCCAUAUUUCUUUCUCUCUCUCUUGCUUCUCACUUUCAAAGUCUUUCGCAAUAAUGGCUUCCAAUGACCUCAAACAACGAGUCACACUCGAUCCACACACCACUGCCUCCACCACCACUACGAACGACAAGAGGAAGAGCGGAGUAAGCAAACGGGACAAGCGAAUGGUUAUGGCUAAACGCGGCCUCAGGUCACUCGCCAUAGCUGUUUCACUCCCUCUCUCCCUUACCGUUUUAUCCGUUUACCUAGGCUCCUCCAUGAACAACCAGUCACGUGUCCAUGAUGCUGUAACUUGGAGAAAGCCGUUCUGGUUCCCACCCUCGUGGGCCCUUCACCUCACGUGCCUGGCUUCUAGCUUCUUGAUGGGUCUAUCGGCUUGGAUGGUGUGGGCAGAUGGGGGGUUCCAUAGAAACCCCACGGCUUUAUUGGUGUACUUGGCUCAGCUCCUCUUCACUCUGCUAUGGGAUCCAAUUGUAUUUGGGGCAGGGGCAACAAGGUUCGGAUUAAUGGUGUGCUUAGGAUGGUUUGGUGCUCAACUUGGAUGCAUGCGUGUCUUUGGGCGCGUGAAUUCCAUCGCUGGUGAUUUGAUAAAGCCUUGUUUGGCAUGGAGUGCUUUUCUCUUUAUUGUAAAUCUUAAGCUCCUUUUUGUCUGAAACCCAUAGCGUACCAAUCUUGUGGUGUAGUUGGAGGGAAACUAUGUAGAAAUGCUAUGUAAACAGUCACCUUAAUCACAUAUUAGACACACGUGGUGUAUGUAUGUAAAUAAUAUUUUCCAUGUAUUUUGUACUCUGUUUUCUUUUAUUGGGUGAGAUACUUUGUA